AUGGGGCAAGUAGCAUCUGUACCGACGGAUAAAGGCCGAAGGUUGGAAGUAAUAGAUGCUGGAUUCUCUAGAACUGGGACAUUGUCCUACGCAUACGCUCUUGAAAUACUCCUUGACGGACCAGUACACCAUACAGCUACCCAGCUAUUCAACCGAGAAGAUUCCUACUGCAAAAAAUGGAAUCAAAUAUUUCGAUAUCGGCGCGCAGGCAAGCGUACUCAACUGCUUGAAGCGCUGGAUGAUGCUUUUUCGGGGUUUGUUGGUGCAACCGAUGUAACAGCCAUUGACUUCAUUCCAGAGCUCAUGGAGCUAUAUCCAGAUGCGAAGGUUGUGCUUGUCACACGGCCUUCAGCGGCUUGGUGGAAAAGUUUCAAGGCGGUGUCCGAGAACUCAGGCAACAAAGUAAUGGGUUAUAUCACCAUGCCACUGCCCGGUGUUCGAUGGUUUAUCGAUACAGCGCGAGGAUUCUUCGAAGCAACCGGAUACAAAUGCAACCCACUCUGGAUUGAACAACACAACGAGUAUGUGCGUAAAAUAGUUCCAAAGGAGCGCUUACUUGAGGUGGAACUGGGAUCUGGAUGGGAGCCAUUAUGCAAGUUCCUUCAUAAGAGAAUCCCAAACCAGCCAUUUCCCCAUGUCAAUGAGGCUGCAGCAAGAGAUAGAUUUACGCGGAAAAUACUGCAAAAAGCGGCCACCGCUUGGAUUGGGAUAUUUAUAACCAUUGGGCUUAUUGUUUUUUUUUGUUUUGUAAUUGUGCAAAAUUUUAAGCUUCAAGAAGCCGCUCCUGUGCAAUACGAAACAAAAUAA
Trichoderma atroviride IMI 206040 is the source of this 807-nucleotide messenger RNA. RefSeq lists its product as uncharacterized. The record is from RefSeq and is a predicted model, not a curated record. Lineage: Eukaryota; Fungi; Ascomycota; Sordariomycetes; Hypocreales; Hypocreaceae.